AAAUCCUCUCUGGUGGAUAUCCCAGUGCUGCAGUUCAGUUUUGCUUUCAUUCAGAGACUCCCUGUCCCAGCCCUGCAGGAGAACUUCCAGCCCUUGUUAGGGCUCCUCAGAGAGUCUGUGCAGCUGAACUUGGCUCCUCCUGGCCACUUCCUUCUCCUCAGCAUCCUGAAUGACUUUGUGACAAGGACACCCACCCUGGAGAACAAAAAGGACCAGAAAGACCUGCAGGAGGUGACCCAAAAGAUCCUGGAGGCUGUGGGGACCAUUGCUGGUUCUUCCCUGGAACAGACCAGUUGGCUGAGCAGGAAUUUGGAAGUGAAAGCUCAGCCUCAGAUUUUACCAGAUGAAUUCAACAUGGAGGAUGUCAAUGAUACAUCAGUGGUACCAUCUUCAAUGGUUUCUGCCUCUGCUCCUUCAAUCUACAGUGUCCAAGCCCUUUCUCUCCUGGCAGAG
Pyrgilauda ruficollis (rufous-necked snowfinch) is the source of this 453-nucleotide messenger RNA. Its product is annotated as protein dopey-2-like. Gene Ontology annotation, cellular component: trans-Golgi network; endosome. Lineage: Eukaryota; Metazoa; Chordata; Aves; Passeriformes; Passeridae. The annotation marks the transcript as partial. The record is from RefSeq and is a predicted model, not a curated record. The transcript is spliced from 5 exons. Gene Ontology annotation, biological process: Golgi to endosome transport.